Messenger RNA from Biomphalaria glabrata, 3407 nucleotides. Its product is annotated as selenoprotein S-like. Bases 46 to 585 code for a protein of 179 amino acids. The record is from RefSeq and is a predicted model, not a curated record. The transcript is spliced from 7 exons. Gene Ontology annotation, biological process: endoplasmic reticulum unfolded protein response; retrograde protein transport, ER to cytosol. Gene Ontology annotation, cellular component: Derlin-1-VIMP complex; Derlin-1 retrotranslocation complex; endoplasmic reticulum membrane. Lineage: Eukaryota; Metazoa; Mollusca; Gastropoda; Planorbidae.
UUUAGAUCUAGACUUGAUCUAAUAUUCAGCUUUAGAAAUAAAAGGAUGGAUGACGAGAACGAUGAAUCAGUCUUAGACAAUAAAGACCCAGCUUUUAUCGGCGCUAUAUUUAGUAAUGUGACAGAGUUCUUACAGCUGUAUGGAUGGUUUAUUGUUAUUGCAUUAGCGGCAGUUUAUUUUUUGUACUCCCGAAUCCAGCCAUGGCUAUACAGAGCAUCUCAAAGACGGGAAGAAAAUUCCUACAAAAAACUAGAUGUUGGAGUUGCACAAAGUAGAUUAGAGGCAAUGGAAAAAGCCAGACAGAAGAUGCAAGCUGAGCUUGACGAACAGGCCAAGGUCUUUGCAGAGCAACUCAAAAUUAAAGAAGAAAAAAAGAGGCAAGAAAAAAUUGAGGAUUGGGAGCGCCAUCUACAGGGAAAAGGUUACAAGAGCAAAACUAAAGCGCCAGAAGAAAAGCCAGCAGCAACAGCAGCAUUGAACAAACCUAAACAAUCUUUACGUCCAGGUUACAACCCUCUGUCUGGGGAUGACAGCGGCGCCUGCUACAGGCCGGCUCGCAGGGGUGGAGCAGGAGGUGGUGGAUGAGGUUAAGUCAGCUGUGAAUGAUUCCUGACUGCCAGAAAAGAUUGUCCCCAGAGAGAUAUGUGUUUUUGUUGUGUUUUUUUAUGAAAUUUCUGAUUUAGAAUUUUCUAGAAGUAUUCUUGAGGUGCCUCAAUGUCAACUGUUUUUCUUUACACUGAUAGUAUAUGAAUUAAAAACUAUUGCCUGUUAUAACAAUGUUCUAAGAAUAUCUGCUAUAAUAAAACAGUGAUCCCUCGUUUAUCACAGGGGAUGUGUUUCAGAGCCACCUGUGAAAUCCACAGAGUAGAACCUAUAUAUUUAAGUAUAUAUACUCUAUAUUCAGGCUUUUAUACCCCUGGUUUUUACACUACAUGAAUCUAGAUAUUGUACAGUAAAUAUAUACAGUAGACAAAAAUACAGUAAUAAUAGAUUUAAAAAGUAACAAAUCUCUCUCUCCAUAAUACUAAGCUUGGAUACAACUCAAGCAAGCAACCAAUUGUGUGUUGCUUACUAUUGUGAGUAUUAGUAAUAUAUAUAUUUUUUUUUUUGUUUGUUUAAAUAUAUUUUGUGAUUUUUCCAUGUAAGAAAGUUCUUAAAUAUAUAUGUAUUUUUCACCUAUUAAAUUCACAGAAAAUCAGUGAAAAGGCAAAGAUCUGCAAAUUAUUUUUUUCCUAUUAAUUUCUUAUGUUAUAAAAAGUAAAAAAGCAAAGCCGUGAGGUCUGAAGCAGAGGUAGCGAGGGAUCACUGUAUAUCUUUAUUAUACUUCAGGAACCUUGUCUUACAUUGACUUCGACAAGGACAUUGCACUAAAAAAUAAAUUUUAAUUCUGUUGGUUUUUUUUUUAACUGGAACUAGACAGUAGACAUAAAACAGCUACAGUUGUAUAAAUGCUCCAUCAGUGGAGCUAAAAAUAGAAGUUCCAUAUAAACUCUCACAGCCACAGUGUGGAAUUAAGGGUGAAUCUGAAUUGUGUAAUAUUAACUUAAGAAUUGUGUGUCUUCCAAGUCUCAGCAUCGUUCUUGUUAAUAAUGAAAUAAUACAAUUAUUUUAUGGUACACUUAGUACUUUUUUAGUAUGGCACACCUAGUGCUACUUAAGUAAACAUUGUUCCACUUUUGUACAACUAGGGCUACUUAUGUGCAAUUGCUCCUACUUUUGUAAUACUAGUGCUUCAUAUGUACAAUUAGUGCUACUAAUGUACUAAUAGUUAUGUACUAAAUUUUGCAUUACUACAUCAAGGAAUGAUUUGUUGACUAUAGAGCCAUAGAAAUAAAGAAUGAUGUUUGAUCCCCAGUGCUGUACUAAACCUAGAAGUAUGACCAGUGCUGUACUAAACCUAGAAGUAUGACCAGUGCUGUACUAAACCUAGAAGUAUGACCAGUGCUGUACUAAACCUAGAAGUAUGACCAGUGCUGUACUAAACCUAGAAGUAUGACCAGUGCUGUACUAAACCUAGAAGUAUGACCAGUGCUGUACUAAACCUAGAAGUAUGACCAGUGCUGUACUAAACCUAGAAGUAUGACCAGUGCUGUACUAAACCUAGAAGUAUGACCAGUGCUGUACUAAACCUAGAAGUAUGACCAGUGCUGUACUAAACCUAGAAGUAUGACCAGUGCUGUACUAAACCUAGAAGUAUGACCAGUGCUAAUGUGUCAGAGAAAUGUCAGAGAGCUGUGAGGUUGAUGUAGUGCAAGUAGCUACACAGUAGCACAAAGCAAUGUCAGGCAAUGAAUGUUGAACCAACAACCUGCUCCCUUUGUAUAAUAUAUAUAAUGUUCAUGUACAAACUGUAAUGACAAGAGGAGUUUUGAUCUCAAGUUAUAUUUGAAUGCACAAACAUUUUCUCUGUAGAGAUAUGGGACAACUUUGUAUGGAAGUUGGCAGCAAAUUUUUCACAGCUAUUUUUUUUUAUUGCAAGGGAAGUAACUGUAACAUUUGCCCAGAGUUUAUUAAAUUUUUUUUUUUUAAUUUUUUAACAAAUAUUUCAUUGUUUAAAGAAGUAUUAGAUUGUUUUGCAACUUUGUCAGGAUUACAUUUUUCAAUUUUAAAUUGGAUAAAGGGUUUGUGGGUAGUUUAUUAAUAUGAAGAACAAUAAUAUCCUUAUUUUCUGGGCAUCAUGUAAGUUACCUCCCUCAUUAUACUCUUCCAGUAGUUGUCACAAUGAGUUAGAAGUUUUGUACACAAACCUAUACAUAAAUGAAAGAAAAACAAUUGGUCUUCCUUUUGUUUUUUAUAUAUACACUGAUAGAUCUGAUCACUGGUAUUUUUACAUUCUAUACAUUGUACAUCCAUCAAAGGAUAAAAGCCUGUUGUUGUUUUUUUUGUCAUUUCAAAAGUAUAAGAGCUACAUCAACAGUAUUUUGUGUGUGGGGGGAGGGAAGGCAAUCUACAUCCAUCAUCAGCCUAUCAGUUGGUGUUCAAAUAGUGACAGCUGUAAGUGCUUACUUUAUAGUUUGCUAUUACAUUGAGCUAAGUGAUCACAAUUAUUUAGCACAACUAGAUCUAGUUCCUGUUCACAUUUUAUGACUUAAGUUUCUGUACCAGGCUUCUAAACAUCAUGUGUCCAUGAGAUUGUUUGUUCAAAGGUCAUGGUGACCUGGCACACAAUUGAUAUAACAACUACAUAGAGGAGUAUAGCCUUUAAACAUUUUGUUUCUUAGAUUUUGUUAUUAUUUAUUACAUCUGCUCAUGUUGUAACAUUAAUUUUUUUGUUUAAAAAAGGUGUUUCUUUGAAAUGUCAUCAUCCAGGUAAAAAUUUAAAAACUAAAAAGCCACUGUUGUUGACAUCUAUAACUAUUUAUAUAUUUAUUGAUAUUUUAUAUGAAAUAAAAAAAAUGUGGCUUGUA